This is a messenger RNA of Rhizoctonia solani, 1194 nucleotides long. RefSeq names its product polysaccharide lyase family 14 protein. The transcript is spliced from 4 exons. The record is from RefSeq and is a predicted model, not a curated record. NCBI's taxonomy places the organism in Eukaryota, Fungi, Basidiomycota, Agaricomycetes, Cantharellales, Ceratobasidiaceae. Bases 1 to 1194 code for a protein of 397 amino acids.
AUGCAUUUCAAGACGAUUAUCUUGGCGGGUUUGUCCUCGCUCGCAGCCAUCUCUGCUCUUCCUUCUGGAUCACACGACGCUCAUGUGAUGCCCCGCCACCACCGACACAUCCGAGCUCGCAACGUCGAUCCCGCUCCUUCCAAAGUCAAGCGCUGUCCCGGCGCCAACACUAGCGCCGAACCCGACGAGGUCAAUCCUACGGGUGCUUAUGGUGCCAAUGCCGCCAAACCCACGACGACCAAGGAGCCAUCUUCUACUGUUUCUGCGUCCGAGCCUGCUGAAACCGAAACUGAGACUGGGAGCGAGAGCUCUACUGCCGAGCCUUCGUUGCCUUCUGGUGGAACUGGCGGAAUCGCCAUUAAUGACAAGCUGUUGGCUCUUUUCCCGGGUGGUACCUCGGCCAAGGGCUCCAAGUGGUCCACGAACCCCGCCUUCAGCAAUUCCAUUGCUCUCAGCGACGAAGCUCUCCGCGCAACCAAGAUGAUCGCACGUCUUAGCCACCCUGUCGUUGAAAAGGAAGGCAAAAAGGCCAUGGAGAUCACCUUCAACGCUGGCUCCUUCGCAUACCGCUCCAAGGCUCUCGGCGGUGUAUCCUUCUACGCUCUCGGCCCCGCCAGCCAACCCUUGACCAACGCCAAAGUCAUGACCUUUUCCUUUGGCCUCAUGUUCCAAGACGGCUUCCAGUUCAAAAAGGGCGGCAAGCUCCCCGGUCUCUACGGCGGAACAUCCGAUAGUGUGGCCACCGGCUGCUCGGGCGGACGCCGCUCCGACGACUGCUGGUCCUGCCGAUUCAUGUGGCGCUCCAAUGGUGCUGCCGAGCUCUACACUUAUUUACCCCCCUCGGCCGAGGCUGUCAACAAAAAGGCCGCGUGCUCUGGGCCUGGUGCGACGUGCGACGGAGACUAUGGCUGGUCGCUCGGUCGCGGCGAGUGGAAAUGGGAGACUGGAAAGUGGCAGACGAUUGCCCAAAAGGUCACUUUGAACGAUGUUGGGAAGAGCAAUGGCGAGAUGAUUGUUUAUUACAACGGCGCGGUCGUGUACAGUGCCAAGAACAUUGUCAUUCGGACCAAGGACAAUGCGGAUCCCAGGGGCGCGAUGGUCCAGUCUUUCUUUGGUGGACACGACGAAUCAUGGGCAUCUCCCAUCAAACAGAAACUCUGGAUCUCUGAUCUGUCCAUGGCCGUUCUCGAGUAA